Messenger RNA from Coccomyxa subellipsoidea C-169, 1917 nucleotides. RefSeq lists its product as hypothetical. Gene Ontology annotation, molecular function: 2 iron, 2 sulfur cluster binding; chlorophyllide a oxygenase activity. Lineage: Eukaryota; Viridiplantae; Chlorophyta; Trebouxiophyceae; Coccomyxaceae. The coding region runs from base 1 to 1683 and encodes 560 amino acids. The record is from RefSeq and is a predicted model, not a curated record. The transcript is spliced from 12 exons.
AUGCCCGUGCAGGAGCGCAGAGAAAGCGUGCAGCCCUUCGACUGGGCAAAGCAGUGGUACCCACUGGCCUACGUGGAGGAUUUGGACGUGAAGGUGCCCCACCCAUUGGAGCUACUAAGCCAGCGCCUGGCAAAGGGACGCAGGACGCUUGUACCUGCCCAUGGGAUUGCAGCGGGAACUGCUGUGCUGGCACCGCAGCAGGGACAGGGUUUCUUUGCCGCUGGGGAACAGGAGCAGAUAAAAAGCGAGCAGCCCUUUGACUGGGCUAAACAAUGGUAUCCCUUGGGAUUCCUUGAGGAUUUGGACCCAAAGGUGCCCCAUCCUGUUGAGUUGCUGAGCCAGCGCCUGGUGCUCUGGUGUGAUGGCCAGGGCCAAUGGCGCUGCUUCCAGGACAAGUGCCCCCAUCGGCUAGCCCCCUUGUCAGAGGGGCGCAUAGAGCCGUCGGAUGGGACGCUGAUGUGUUCGUACCACGGCUGGCGCUUUGAUGGGGAGGGCAAGUGCACGGACAUCCCCCAGUCGCUGGAUGCCAAGGCCAACGCAUCGGCCUGCGCCAACCCCCGCUCAUGCGCCAUCAGCCACCCAACCCAGGUGCUGCAAGGCAAGGUGUGGGUGUAUGGCGAGGGCGGCCCGCGCACAUUCAUCGACAGCGCAGCCGUACAGCCGGCGCGCGCGCCAAACUUGGCUGUUGGAGAAUCUGUGCGUGAAGCUGGUGGCGGGGAGGCGCUCCGUCUUGUGCAGCCGUAUACGAGAGACUUCCCAUACGCUUGGGACGUGCUGGCUGAGAACCUGCUGGACCCCUCGCAUGUCAACUUUUCACACCAUGGCAUCAUCGGCGACCGGGACAAAGAGGACUCGGGGCUGACCAGGAUAAGUCCGGGGCCGGAGCCGGCCGCGGCGCCGUCGGCGCAGGACACGAUCAGCAUGGAGGUCGAGACCUGGGUUCGCCAGGCGCGCAAAGUUGACAAGUGGGGUGUACAGUUCAUCGCCCCCUGCCUCAUCCAGUGGAAGUUCCGCCUCCCCUGGGGGAACACAAAUACUCUCAAUUUCUACAUGAUACCCACAGCGCCGGGGAAGAGCCGGUUCAUGCUGGACUCGUACACCCAGAAGGAGGGAAUGCCCCUGCCUGUCCUUCUGAUCCUCAAAUACUUUGCCAUCCCCUGGCUUCCCCAUCUGCGGAUGUCCAACCGCAUCCUGGACGGAGACACUGCCCUACUGCACUGGCAGGGCCAUUCAGUUGCUAGAGAGGCAAAGGAGGAAGGCAGGACUUGGCGGCAGGCCUACUUCAUGCCGACACCAGCAGACAGGUAUGUGGCGAAGUUUCGGCAGUGGCUUGAUGAGAGAGCGGGCGGUGGGCCGACCCCAUAUGACCCCAGUCACCCCCUGCCACCCCUGGAGACCUCCAAGGAAACCAUCUUGGACCGAUGGAACUCUCACACCAUGCACUGCAAAGCCUGCCAACAGGGCUUCAGGAUCGUGCAGGCUGCGCAGAUUGCUGCAGCUGUGCUGGGUGCGCUUUGCAUGCUGGGCCUCAGCGCAGUGCUCGGUCAGGGAAGGCCCCUGCUGUCCAGACUUCCUGCCCUGCUGGGUGCAGGAGCAAUUGUAUGCGCAGUCGCAUGGCGGCUGCUGAAGUCGUUUAAGCAGAAUUUCAUCUUUGUAGACUACAACCACAGCCAUCAGCACUGAAGUUCUAUACUGUAAUUGUGGUCUCUCAUCAUAUUCUUGGUAUUCGCGAGAUAUACACCGAUCUGUUCAGGUUUCGUUGAUAGAAAUCACGAUUAGUUCGCCAUUUUUGGUCUAGUAUCAACCUUUGUGAAUAUUCUGGUAUUGAUGAAUUCUUUGUACUAGUAAUAAAGUUAUCAUGUAUGAUGUGUGAUACAUUGCCUACUGUGCAAAAGUGUAAGAUCCAGGUCAAGAAUC